AUGGAGGUGGAGAUACUGACUAGAUUACCCGUGAAGUCUCUUAUGAAGUUCCUAUGCGUGUCCAAGACUUGGUCUUCCCUUAUCCGAAGCCAAACAUUCGCCGCUUCUUACUACGCUAGGUCCUAUGAGACGCGUUCGAGGUUUAGGGUAUUCGUCCAUGGUGGUGCCCAGCGUCUCCUCAUCUUCUCGGGAGAGGAGGAAACUUUCUCUUCUUCUUUGGAUGCCAAUCUAGACAUGACAGUACCCUCAGUGACCUUGGCUCUCGGCGGCUCCAAGUGUACUUCCGUCCACGGCUUUUUCGGCUGUUGUCAUGGUUCAAAUUUCACUAUAUGUAACCCUAGCACGGGGCAAAUCAUUACCUUUCCCUGCAAGGGACCGUACACAUCCUUGGGAUACGAUCCUGUUGAUGAUCAGUUCAAAGCCUUGACCCUGGUGCCAGCUCUGUAUAGUAACCCUAGUUUCAUAGUGCACGAGGUUAUAACACUUGGAGGACGAGGAGGAAGAGGAGUAGUAUCUCGUAGUAAUGUUACCUCUCCAACUUAUUGCCCUAUGACGAAGGGACUAAACAUUAAUGGUUUCAUGUAUUUUGGUGCUUGGGCUCCAAGUCACAGAACGACUCCUGUGUUUGUGUGUUUUGAUGUUAGAUAUGAGAGGAUACUAAGUUUUAUCACAACGCCUAAGGAUGUCCUGGUUUGUGAGGCUUUUUCAAUAUUGAUAGAAUACAAAGGGAAGCUAGCUGUCAUCGUACCACGCCCUUCUGGUGAUCCUUGUUUCGACUGUUUUGAUCUGUGGAUACUGGAGGAUGUGACGAAACAUGAGUGGUCCAAACAAACAUUUGAGCUUCCCUUGUCUCUUCCCUUCACUGCUGGAAUGGGUAAGAGAAUGAUCUCCCAGGGAACCAACAAGGCUGGUGAAAUCAUUUGCAUUUGCUGA
Messenger RNA from Brassica rapa (field mustard), 933 nucleotides. Its product is annotated as F-box protein At1g30790-like. The record is from RefSeq and is a predicted model, not a curated record. Gene Ontology annotation, molecular function: protein binding. NCBI's taxonomy places the organism in Eukaryota, Viridiplantae, Streptophyta, Magnoliopsida, Brassicales, Brassicaceae.